UUGUCCUCUCCUACAUUCCCCUGUCCUCCUGCUCGCCUCGCGCUGCUUCGGUUGAGUGGGGCAGCCGCCGCAGCGCUGUAAAUGUCCUCACCCUCGAAAGCGACAGAGGGCGGAAUAAGGAGUACUCAGUACUUGAGGAACAAACAAGUAGCCCUUCAAAGCAGGAAAUCAGAGUGGGCACCCAGUCUGGAAAAGAAAAAAAAUACCACUGUUCGCCCCGCCCACAGCGCACUUUUGCCGCCUGAGGAACCUGACUGCCUGACUGGGCCUGCCAGCAACAGCAGGUUUAGUGGAGACAUACCUGUACUGUGCGAUGGCUCUGUUGACUUUGCACAGGCUCCCAUCCAUCUCCAGCGCUUCAGAUGAAAGCCUCCAGAGAAGAGGGAUACUUCAGAAAAGGGAGAGCUUUGCCCUCGUGAAGGGGGCGGUCGUUCUGCUGGAAGAUGGCGAGACGGGGGGCCUUGAUGAGAACGAUCCCAUUCCAGCUUCUCCUGUAAAGGAAAGCGGUAGAGCAUCAGACAAACAGCACAGGCAGCUUCAUGCCAUGAUUGAACUGCUCAGACCAGAAGAUACCAUCAAGCUGGCGGUGCAGUUGGAGUCCACCAGCUCGGUCAGAGUCAGGUAUCUGAUUGUUGUCUCCACCCUCGGCAACAAACAAGAGAGCAUCCUGCUGGGCAUGGAUUUCCCCAACGCAAACAGUGAUCAGUGCACCAUCGGCCUGGUUCUGCCAAUAUGGAGCGACACACAAGUGUAUCUAGACGGAGAUGGUGGUUUUAGCGUGACCUCAGCUGAAGAGACCAGAAUUUUUAAGCCUGUUUCCAUGCAGACCAUGUGGUCAGUGCUGCAGGUGUUGCAUGGCUGCUGUGAGCGGGCGGUCAAGGAAGUGGUGAUCCCAGGCAAUGGCCUGGAGUGGGCCCAGCACUACUACCAGCACAUUGAGUCAGACCGCUUCUGCCUUAACGAGUGGGAGGCCAUGAACGACCUGGAGUCAGUCCGCAGGGACAGUAAUGGGCAGAGCUCGGCAGACAGAAUUUCCAACGAGGGGCUGAUCAAAGAGCACCUGAGAGACAUCAUGAGGACAGAAGACCUGGACAACCUCACGUCUAAAAUGGUGCACUCUGCUCUGGAGACCAGGAUAGGCUUCGACAUGAGACCCUUUAAGGAGUACAUUGACAACGAGAUCCUGGUCACCAUGGCUCAGAUGGACAAACCCUCCAAAAUAUUUGACUACCUUUACCUGGGCUCUGAGUGGAACGCAGCUAACUUUGAGGAGCUGCAGAAAAACAAUGUGGGCUAUAUCCUGAAUGUGACGAGGGAGAUUGACAACUUUUUCCCAGAGUCCUUCACUUAUAUGAACAUCAGAGUGUACGAUGUGGAAGCCACCGACCUGCUCCCUCACUGGACAGACACAUACAACUUCAUCAACACUGCAAGGAAGAGUGGACAGGCGGUGUUGGUGCACUGUAAGAUGGGCGUUUCUCGCUCUGCGUCCACAGUGAUCGCCUACGCCAUGAAGCAGCAGCACUGGCCACUGGAUGUGGCGUUGGCCUACGUUAGGGAUCGCCGGUCCAUCAUCAAGCCCAACGAGGGCUUCAUGAAGCAGCUCCAGACCUACAACGGCAUCCUCAAUGCAAGCCAGCAGCGUCACAGCGCCCUCUGGAGGCGAAAGUCGAGAGACCAAAGACAAAAGUCAAUACGCAAAGAGGAGGGACGGGAGGAAGGAAAGCCAGAAGAGGAAGAGGAGGACUCUGAGGAACUUGAUGACGAGCUGGAUGAUUAUGAAGAUGGAGAGAAUCCAGAUGAAAAAGAUUAUCCAGAGGAACACACUGAGGUGUUUGAGGAGCCCUCCCCCUGGUCUGAUACCAACCAGGGACCCGAGCAGACGGGACCACCAGACGUCAAUCCUGUUAUCACAUUAAAUGAACCAGACAAGGUCGCUUCAAGUGUUAAUCGCAGUGGCAGGAUGAACCUCUUCUCCCUCAUGCAGUCCAUUAGUGAACUAGAUGAUGCGGAUAAAGGACAGCUGCCUGGCAGUCCGAGGCGGUCUCCAGGGCAGCGGAGGCGUAGCCAUGGGCGACGGGGUCUGAUUCACCAGAGAGCAUGUGUGGAUGUUUCACCUGAACCUCGAAGCCUGCAGGACGCCGGUCAAAGCAAACCCUAAAGCGAUUCAAGAGAUGGAAGAGCAGGGAGUUACAGGAGGGAGGGGGGCCUAUAAAGGAAGUAAUAGAUGGUGGAGGAAAAGGUCCUAAAGGAGACAACACCUAAAAGAAAGUGUGCUCCGGUAACAUGCCAAGGUUUUUAUUCACUGAUACGCUCUGGCUUUAUAUUUUAGAUUAUUUAGAUGAGGAAAGUUUUAAUUUAUGUUUAGCAGGUCUUUCAUUGCAUAUCUCAUAAUUAUUAUAACUGAUGGUAGCUGUUGAUAAAAGGAUCUUGCUGCAGUAUUGCUAUUAUCAGUGUUGUAUUAUUCUGUUUUUUUAGUGUUUUUAGAACAUAUCGUACCACAUACAGACGUUCCAGUCUUUCCCUCCAUGUAGCGUCUUCCCUUGUUCCCUCUUCAGCUCUCGCAUCACCACUCCAGAGAUGAUAUCUAUGCAAUUAGUUCUCUUUUACUUUUCCUCUGUAAAUAUGAGGCUGUAUGCUGCCAAUCCAAGGUUUUAAAUGUUUUAUGUUCUCUCUCAUCAGAAGUCUUUUGUUGUCCACAGAUGGGAGGAUUUCACUGUAUCAUGGACCAAGUCAGGGCGUUUUAUGGCACAAGCAUGUUUGCCAAACAAUGUAUUUCAAUGUGCCAAUUAAUAUAUUUAAUUGAAAAUCUUUAUGAUGGCAGUAUGUUAAGAACCAACGUCACCCAUUUUAUUUUUAUUCCCUCUAUUUAAACACCACGGCUGUAUGAGUGCCUUCAACCUGAGAAUGAAAUACGACUCUAUGACUGGUGUUUGUAAUGUUUUUACUACGAUGUGGUGGCUGCAAAUUGUCUGUAUCUUGUACAGUUUCUCACUUGGUUUGAUUGCAGUAUAAAUGUGACUUCCCAAGGUUUUGCAUAUAUAUAUAUAUAUAUAAAAAAAACAUAUAAUUGCUGAUGACCUGGGUGCAUGUUAUGUUUUAUACAGACAUGUGAGAGCAAAUUGUUAAGGGUUUUCUCAUGUAUUUAUAUUGACAUUUAAUGGAUCGAAGUAAAUUAUUCAAUAUACUGUUCAGACUUUGAUCACUAGAUGCUGAUGUGGAAUAUUCUAAUUUCAUGCUGGUGUUACUUUUUAUCCAGUGAACCCAAGCUAAAGCUUACUUCAUUUAACAUGCAUGCUGACCGUUAAAGAAAACAUGCACUUUAUAAUCCCACAACACACACUGUUCCCACUUCCUGAGCCAACAUCACGCUGUAUUAGGAUUCAGAUGAUUUUUUAAAAUCUUGUCCACAUGUCUAAGCCUGUCUGCACCUCUCGUUUGUUUACAGCAAGCACUAUGAGUGAAAAAUAAAUGAUUAUACUCAAA
Messenger RNA from Siniperca chuatsi (mandarin fish), 3486 nucleotides. RefSeq names its product protein phosphatase Slingshot homolog 3. Lineage: Eukaryota; Metazoa; Chordata; Actinopteri; Centrarchiformes; Sinipercidae. Gene Ontology annotation, cellular component: cytoplasm. Gene Ontology annotation, biological process: protein dephosphorylation; actin cytoskeleton organization; negative regulation of actin filament polymerization. Gene Ontology annotation, molecular function: protein tyrosine/serine/threonine phosphatase activity; actin binding. The coding region runs from base 314 to 2161 and encodes 615 amino acids. The record is from RefSeq and is a predicted model, not a curated record. The transcript is spliced from 17 exons.